AUGUUUAAGCAUAUUGCCUUUGGCCUACUGGCCGCUCAAAGCGUCGCUAGUUUGCGUUUCGCUAUGUAUAUCGACCAAUAUCAUACCGCUGGUCUCCCCGGUACAGAAAGAACCGAGGGAAUAGACCAUGCCAUCAUGGCCUUUGCCCCAUCAGAGCUCUUUGACCAAGACUCUCCACCAGCCUUCACUCCAUACGAGUCGACUCAAACCGCGCGCUCGCGCUACGGCCCAAACACCAAGCUGAUGAUUGCACUUGGCGGAUGGGGUGAUGAGGCAGGAUUUUCCUCCGCGGCGAAAGAUGAUUCGACUCGCAAGCGGUACGCCAAGAACGUUGCGUCGAUGCUUGAUGCAAAUGGUUUUGAUGGCGUUGAUAUCGACUGGGAGUACCCCGGUGGCAACGGCCAGGACUACAAGCAAGUCCCGAACUCGGACAAAGUCUCUGAAAUCGAAACAUACCCUCUUUUCCUCGCUGCUGUGCGCGAGGCCAUCGGUAACAAGACACUUUCCAUCGCUGUUCCCGGUCGCAAGCAGGAUCUCAUCGCGUUCACUAACGAGACCGGCCCUAAGAUCUGGGAGUCUGUUGAUAUGGUCAAUGUCAUGAGCUACGAUCUCAUGAACCGUCGUGACCCCGUUACCAAUCACCACACCGGUGUACAAGGCUCUCUAGAUCUGAUCCAGGAGUAUAUUGAUAUCGGUUGUGAUCCCGCGAAGCUCAACCUCGGCUUUGCGUUUUAUGCCAAGUGGUUCACCACUGAUCCCAACUCGAACUGCGCUACCAACCCAAUUGGCUGCCAGGUUGUCAAGCUUGAGAAUGAUGAUGGUAGCGACAAUGGCAAGUCUGGCGCUUUGACCUUCGAAGCUAGUUCUGUUGCACCCGCUCCUGCAAACCUAGCUGUUAGCACCAAUGGCAGGUGUGGUUACUCAGAGGGCACAAAAUGCCCCGCUGGCUCAUGCUGCAGCCAAUAUGGCAACUGCGGUACCGGUGACGACUUCUGCCAGGCCGGCUGCCUCUCCGACUACGGCACUUGUAAGGGAAUCUCAAUCACCGACUCUUGGCACCGCGCCCAGACAGAUGGCAAGACCGACGAGGAGCUCGGCGGCCAGUACUACUGGGAUAGCGAGGUCAAUCUCUUCUGGACCUGGGACACUGCCGACUUGAUCACCCGCAAGUUCAAGGAUAUUGUUACGGCUAAGAAACUGGGCGGUGUCAUGGCCUGGAGUCUUGGCGAGGAUACUUACAAGUGGGAGCACUUGACUGCUAUUCAGAAUGGUGUUAAGAGCGUUGGUGCCGAGGCUGACGCCUAG
Penicillium taxi is the source of this 1305-nucleotide messenger RNA. RefSeq lists its product as uncharacterized. Gene Ontology annotation, biological process: chitin catabolic process; carbohydrate metabolic process. Gene Ontology annotation, cellular component: extracellular region. The transcript has 4 exons. Gene Ontology annotation, molecular function: chitin binding; chitinase activity. Bases 1 to 1305 code for a protein of 434 amino acids. Lineage: Eukaryota; Fungi; Ascomycota; Eurotiomycetes; Eurotiales; Aspergillaceae. The record is from RefSeq and is a predicted model, not a curated record.